Messenger RNA from Odocoileus virginianus texanus, 3631 nucleotides. Lineage: Eukaryota; Metazoa; Chordata; Mammalia; Artiodactyla; Cervidae. The record is from RefSeq and is a predicted model, not a curated record.
ACUGGGGCUGGUCCCAAGGGGAAGGAGUGACCAGAAUCCCCUUCGGCCAAUGAGCUGAGCGAACUUCACCCUUCUCCCUUCCCGUACAAGCUUGGGGGUCCACAGCACACCCUAGGGCACCUGCAGGAUUUGGCGCUGUUCUGGAGAGGCCCGCUGCAGACACUGAACCACCAGCCAGCUGCACUUGUUGUCCUGGAUGUCUGUGCCGAUCUUACCCGUCACGCUGGGGUCCCCAAAGAGAUCAAGAAACAGUGCUGAAAGGAAGAAAUAGAGCUUAAAUGGUUACACUACUCAGACUCCAGAACUACACGCUCUCUGGAGUGGUUGGCCCAGCUCCACCAGUGGCAAGAUUUUUAGCUCCAGGCAAGUGUGUCAGAUCAAAGUCUUUCUCAAAUUGGAUAAUUCAAGGACUGUUUCAUAAAAGGAUUAUGUGCAAAGUGCCGUUCUCCAGCCAACCCCUACAGAAGUCACGGGACAAGGCCCUCAGCCUCCUGGUUGAGCAGAGUGGAAAGGCUAAAGAAAGGAUAUGGAGUGGCAACAGAAGUAAUCCAACACACCCUGCUAGCCUGAGUUCCCUCAUCGGCUUCUCUGUUCCAGCACCAUGAUGCAUUUCUUCAUAGAAUUUACAAAUCCAGGAGGCUGCAGCUCCGAAUUUUGAAGCAUGUCAGGGCAGGAGAACAUGCCCCCCAACUGGCUCUGGUCAUGGCUUUGUAAGUCCCAAAGGGAUUUAUUGAAGUCCAUCCUGACUGGGGCUCCAGGAGGACUUCCAGUGAGAGGGGAGGCACUGGUGACACUUUAACCAGGAUACAGAGCUGAUCCCCCGCCCAGCCGGCCUCCUGCCUCCAACCAUUAACAGUAUAGAGCAGAUCCCCGGAGACAGACAGGACCAGCGGGGUACCUGCGGCGGGCUAGUGUGGCCCAGAUGACCCAGGAGCUGGGCAUUUCCUUCUUCCAGCGGCAGCAGCUGCCAGCCGCCAUGGCAGACACCUUCCUGGAACAUCUGUGCCUGCUGGACAUCGACUCUGAGCCUGUGGUCCCUCGCAGUACCAGCAUCAUCGCCACCAUCGGGCCGGCAUCUCGCUCCGUGGAGCGCCUCAAGGAGAUGAUCAGGGCGGGGAUGAACAUCGCGAGACUCAACUUCUCCCACGGCUCCCACGAGUACCAUGCUGAGUCCAUCGCUAACGUCCGUGAGGCGGUGGAGAGCUUUGCAGAUUCUCCGCUCAGCUACCGACCCGUGGCCAUCGCUCUGGACACCAAGGGACCAGAGAUACGCACUGGGAUCCUGCAAGGGGGCCCGGAGUCCGAAGUGGAGAUAGUGAAGGGCUCCCAGGUGCUGGUGACGGUGGAUCCAGAGUUCCGGACGCGCGGGGACGCGAACACCGUUUGGGUGGACUACCCCAAUAUAGUCCGAGUCGUGCCGGUGGGGGGCCGCAUCUACAUUGACGACGGGCUCAUCUCCCUAGUGGUCAAGGAAAUCGAUCCAAAAGGGCUAAAGACCGAAGUGGAGAACGGCGGUGUCCUGGGAAGUCGGAAGGGCGUGAACUUGCCAGGCGCCGAGGUGGACCUGCCCGGGCUGUCCGAGCAAGAUAUCCAGGACCUGCGCUUCGGGGUGGAGCAUGGCGUGGACAUCGUCUUUGCCUCUUUCGUGCGGAAAGCCAGCGACGUGGCUGCCGUCCGGGCUGCUCUGGGGCCGGAAGGACAGGGCAUCAAGAUCGUUAGCAAAAUCGAGAACCACGAGGGAGUAAAGAAGUUUGAUGAGAUCCUGGAGGUGAGCGACGGCAUUAUGGUGGCACGGGGUGACCUGGGCAUUGAGAUCCCAGCCGAGAAGGUUUUCCUGGCUCAGAAGAUGAUGAUCGGCCGUUGCAACUUGGCGGGAAAGCCCGUUGUCUGUGCUACACAGAUGCUGGAGAGCAUGAUUACUAAGCCCCGGCCAACUCGGGCAGAGACGAGUGAUGUGGCCAAUGCCGUGCUGGAUGGGGCAGACUGCAUCAUGCUGUCGGGGGAGACUGCCAAAGGCAACUUUCCUGUGGAGGCUGUAAAGAUGCAGCAUGCGAUUGCCCGGGAGGCAGAGGCUGCCGUGUACCACCGGCAGCUCUUUGAGGAGCUCCGCCGGGCAGCACCACUGAGCCGGGAUCCCACGGAGGUCACCGCUAUUGGUGCUGUGGAGGCUGCCUUCAAGUGCUGCGCUGCUGCCAUCAUCGUGCUGACCACAACUGGCCGUUCAGCCCAGCUUCUGUCUCGGUACCGACCUCGGGCAGCGGUCAUUGCCGUCACCCGCUCUGCUCAGGCCGCCCGCCAGGCCCACCUGUGCAGAGGAGUCUUCCCUGUGCUCUACUGUGAGCCUCCAGUGGACAUCUGGGCCGACGAUGUGGACCGCCGGGUCCAGUUUGGCAUCGAAAGCGGAAAGCUCCGUGGCUUCCUCCAUUCUGGGGACUUGGUGAUUGUGGUGACAGGCUGGCGACCAGGCUCCGGCUAUACCAACAUCAUGCGGGUGCUGAGCGUAACUUGAGGUGCCCCUCCUCCUCUGACUAAGCCAGCCCUGGACCCAUCCCUCUCCACUCCCUCCUGCAGCCCCACAUCUAAGUCUUCUCUACUCCCAAUCCUCCCUACCCCAGGCCACAUCUGCCAUCCAGCUCCUUUCCAGGGCACUCCCUCCCUUUCUCUAUUUCACGCAGGCCUGGGUAGUCUGUAUCCAAUUAAGCUCCGGCCACCCAGCAGCACCGAUGGUACAUUCCCUGCAUCUAAUGCUCUCAACUGGCCCCUAAGAUGCUCUGAGCCUUUAAUCCCAGCUCAACUGGUUAAUUCUAUUCCCCCAGGUUUCCCAUAGCUGAGAGUGGAGGGGAGGGGAGCAGGGUAAUCAUGGCCACAGUCUCCACAAAAUCUCCUCUUAAAAAUCAUCUCCCAAGGAGAGUGUCACCUCUUUCUUCAUUGUGACCGGAAGCCAGGGGAGAUGGAAGCCGGGGAGCACCGGAGCCAGGCGGGCACACCUCAUUAGUGUCUCCCCACCUCGAGGCUUACAGGCCACUCCCCAUUUGCUCUCACACCCAUCUCAUGCCAUACUGGGUCAGGUGUUCUGGUUUCCUCCUGCGCCCUGAAAUGCCCACUUUGUUCCCACAUACAAACCCGGAGCCAAAACAAGUGUCUCUAUUUUCUUUUUAAACCCAGAUGUUUGGAAGCCAUAUAAAACUUCUCCCAUACACGCAGAACCCCAGAACUCCCCGCCUAGGAGAAAAGGAGUGUUAGGGUCCUGGCCCUACAUUCUUUGAUGCUGGAGAGUAGCUGUGGGGACAGAGGGGUGGGCUACAGGAUUCUCUUGUCCCUGAGAAGGCAGAGGUACUGGCUAGCCUGCCCUUCCCUAGGCUUGGAUACCUCGGGCCCUCCCCUUGCUCCUGCACCAACAGCAACCUCAACAGGAAAGGAAAAGAACUAAAAAUAAGAACAGUCCUUCUCCCCAUCUCAGGUGGCCCUUACUGGUCCUACCUAGAUAGGGAGGGUGUUCAAGUAUUGCUGCUGAUGGGAGUUGCACAGGACCACAAGAGCUGGAAUGGAGGCCCCUGCCCGUUCCUGUUUCCCUCCUAGGAGGGGAGGGCAGGGAUGGAUAAAGGAAUGGGUAAAUAAAGUGAGUUGAUAA